AACGAGAUUACUGUAAAUAUAUAUAAAUUAUUCUAAAAACAGUACAUAAAUGAACUGUAACAUUAUAUAAUAGGAAUUAUUGUCUGCGUAAAAAAAGAAUAAACAUUAAGUAGUACUCUUUAGUGAAAUUACGUUAGUGACAGAAAUAAUGACAUGUUACUAAUAAUUUCAACCCAAGCCAGUUGGUAACAGUAAUAGUAGCAGAAGGCUUUCAAUAUUGACGCUUAUCGAAAAUCUUGUAAUCGUCGGGAGCUGAAAAAAUUUCGUUGUCAAAUUGGAAGUAAUUUUUAGAAAAUCUGUCACACUAUUGUUUACCUUAGAAACAAUGUCAGAUACGGCAAUAGAUGAAAGAGUAACAGAUGAAAUUGAAGCAUUAAAAGCAAUUUUACUCGACGAUGAGUUGAAUAUUAAAGAAAACGAAAGAGGUGAGCCAGAAUGUAUCGAGACUGUGUUAUUUCCUUCAACUGGUGAAGAUUCCCAAUCUCAAUAUGUUUGUGUAAUAUUAAUUGUUCAAUUACCUGUGGGAUAUCCUGAUGUAUCACCUAUUAUUAGUCUUAAAAAUCCUAGAGGAUUAGAUGAAGAAACAGUGAAGCUUAUGCAAGCUGAUGCAGAGGCAAAAUGUAAAAACUUCAUAGGGCAACCAGUUAUGUUUGAACUCAUCGAGUUAAUAAGAGAACAUCUUACAAGAAGUAAUCUUCCAACGGAUCAAUGUGCCAUAUGCUUGUAUGGUUUUCGAGAAAGAGAUGAAUUUACAAAAACAGAAUGUUAUCAUUAUUUUCAUUCGCAUUGUUUAGCAGCUCAUGUAGCAGCUGCAGAACGGUAUUAUAGAGAAGAACAAGAAAAAUUGCCACAAUGGCAACAAGAAACUAAAAACAAAUUUCAGGCUAUAUGUCCAGUGUGUCGAGAAUCAAUCAAUUGCGAUGUGGAGAGUCUUUGGUCAGCUCCACUUCCGAUUGACGUUGAAGCUGCAACAGAUUUUUCUGUUACCGCAGAACUGAAAGAGUUGCAGAAGCAAAUGGCAGCACUAUUUUUGAGACAACAACAGAGAGGUGGAAUAAUAGAUUUAGAAGCUGAAGGUGUAAAAUUGUUGGUAAGAACAGAAGAUGAAUCUGGAGGAACUACUGAAGAACUCAAUCCACCAGGAACAAGUAUAAAUACGUAUUCAAAUCAGAAUGUACAACCCGUUAAUCAAAUGUUACCACAACCAAGACAGCCUUUACAUCAGGCACAAAAUCAUGCUCAAUAUCAGUCACGUCAAUUACAUCAUGCUUACCAUGGACAUAACAAUCAUGGGCAUCGGAAUAGAGGUCGUGGACGAGGUCAUUAUCGCCGCCAGUUUGACAGGGUUAGGCAGACGGAAUCCACUCCCACAUGACAAUGGGUUCGAGAUAAAUUUUAUUAUCUGGUCUUCAAUUUCAUUAAGUGUACACAAAAAUGUUUAACAUUAGUAGUAUAAUUAUAAAUAUAUUAUAUAAUAAUUGUUCAAUUUCAAAUCACUUUCACGUGAUUAAAUUAUAGGUAUUAUCGUUCAGCAACAUUCCCGUUGUAACGGUGUAUAAAAUGAGGCAUGUUGAUACUACCAAGGACUGUUUGUGUAGACUGAAGCCAUGGUGCUCUUUUAAACGAUCCGCAGUCGUACAAAGUUGAUUCAUUUUUUUUAAUAUAGAUGUGUAUACAGAGCUGUAAGUACUAUAGCAAAUUAUAAACAAAAGAAAAAAAAUUCACAAUCAAAUACUAAACACUAAAAAUAUUUUGUACCAGUAAUUUAGAAUUUAACGAUGUAGAAACAUUUUAAAAAAUAACGUAUAUCAUUUAUAUUAUGUAUAUUUUAUGAUAAUUUUCGUGUGCGAUUUCAAUUUAUAAUACUCUUUUUCGUACUGUCACAUAUAUCAAUUGUCGACAAUAUUAUAGGUCGUGACAUGUAACAGAGCAAACAUGGAUCAGUAUUUAAACAGAUACUUACUUAUUCCUUCUAAAGGAAUGGAAUGUUUAACGCGUAUAUUUGGAGGUAAUAAAGUAAAGUAAAUCUUUAGAAAAAAUAUGUAAUACUAUUAUAUCUCAAGUUUAACAUAUGAAAUAUACCUUUCAAAAGUUGAGAACCUUGGUUUAAUGCAUGAAUCAACCACUACUUCUGAGAAAAUGUUUAAUUCAAGUAAUUCAAAAGUAGUAUUUUAUUAAAUCUAAAUACUUUUCUAAGUAGAUUGAUUUACAUAUAUAUACAUAUAUAUAUAUAUACAUAACAUCUCCAUUCUAUCAAUUUUAUUAUAUCGUUGAUUUUACAAUUUUUCUAUAUAUUUAAAAUCUGUAUAAACUUCAGUUCAACUUUACAUAACUAUCAAAAUACUUUUAAUGUUAAAUAUUUAUUGUAAA
Nomia melanderi (Alkali bee) is the source of this 2370-nucleotide messenger RNA. Its product is annotated as E3 ubiquitin-protein ligase RNF25. The record is from RefSeq and is a predicted model, not a curated record. Gene Ontology annotation, cellular component: nucleus. Gene Ontology annotation, molecular function: ubiquitin protein ligase activity; protein binding. NCBI's taxonomy places the organism in Eukaryota, Metazoa, Arthropoda, Insecta, Hymenoptera, Halictidae. Gene Ontology annotation, biological process: protein ubiquitination.